UCCAGUCCCUUCGUGCCACUAUUUCAUAAAUGACAUUUUUGAACUACUUGAAGGUCCACUUUAAGAUUUAUUCCUCUGCGAUGGAGAAGUAUGAGAAAAUUAGGAAAAUUGGAGAAGGAUCCUACGGAGAUGUUUUCAAAUGUAGGAACAGGGACACGGGUCAAAUUGUGGCCAUAAAGAGGUUUCUGGAAUCCGAAGACGACCCAGUCAUCAAGAAGAUCGCCCACCGGGAAAUCCGCAUGCUCAAGCAACUCAAGCACCCCAACCUGGUCACCCUCCUGGAGGUCUUCAGGAGGAAACGGAGGCUCCACCUGGUGUUUGAAUAUUGUGACCGCACAGUUCUCCACGAAUUGGACAGAUACCAACGAGGGGUACCAGAACAUCUCGUGAAGAGCAUAACUUGGCAGACGCUGCAAGCUGUAAACUUUUGCCACAAACACAACUGUAUACAUAGAGAUGUAAAGCCAGAAAAUAUUCUCAUCACAAAACAUUCAGUGAUUAAGCUUUGCGACUUUGGAUUUGCCCGGCUUUUGACUGGACCAAGUGACUGCUACACAGACUAUGUGGCUACCAGGUGGUACCGCUCCCCGGAACUGCUGGUGGGUGACACACAGUACGGCCCCCCAGUAGAUGUUUGGGCAAUUGGCUGUGUCUUUGCUGAGCUGCUAUCAGGAGCGCCUCUGUGGCCAGGAAAGUCAGAUGUGGACCAGCUGUACCUGAUUAGGAAAACCCUGGGAGAUCUCAUCCCUAGGCACCAGCAAGUAUUUAGCACAAAUCAGUACUUCAGCGGGGUGAAAAUUCCAGAUCCUGAAGAUAUGGAACCACUUGAAUUAAAGUUUCCAAACUUCUCUUAUCCUGCCCUGGAGGUCUUAAAGGGCUGUCUCCACAUGGACCCUGGCGAGAGACUGGCCUGUGAACAGCUGUUGAAGCACCCUUAUUUUGACAGCAUCAGAGAAAUAGGAGAUUUGGCAAAAGAACAUGACAAACCAACAUGGAAGACCCUAAAAUACAGCCAAAAGCACCUGCCGAGGGUAAAAGUGAUGCACUGUUUUACAGAAACAUCCAAGUUGCAGCACCUCCCUCAGCUAACGAGCGGCAGCAUCCUUCCAGCUUUGAAUGACAAGAAGUACUACUCUCAUACCAAGAAACUUAACUACCGUUUUCCAAACAUUUAAGGAGCUAGGAGAUUGAUGAUAAAAAAUUAAAGGACAAUUUGAAGAAAAUAAAACUUACACAUUUGACUGAAAACAACUGCAAUGUUGAAAACACACCAGCAGACAACAUAAGCAAGUGUUGGCAGGUCGCUUGGCCAGAUAUGAAGGGAAAUUCCAGAUUCAGUCUUGCAUGCUUGAUGAUGGUGUCCAGAGAAGAAAGGAAAAACCUGUUUGGAGUUUCACUUGUCUUUUUGUUUAUGUAAGCAGCUGAGCUGCGGGACAGAAGAUAAACUCUAUCUACUGCUCAUGCCUCUGAUUUCAAAAAGAUUUACGUUUCAGUUCUUCCAUUGCUCCAUGUGAAAAAUGAGUUACAAAAUGCCCACGUGUAUUUCCUUGGAUCUGUUACCUUGAGUUCUGUAUUUCCUGCCUUUCAGAUUGUUUCAACCUCAUAUUUGAAGAGUUUUAGUUCUUGAAAUCAAAAUGUUUAAAAUUCCAUUUC
Molecule: messenger RNA, 1653 nt
Organism: Otolemur garnettii (small-eared galago)
Lineage: Eukaryota; Metazoa; Chordata; Mammalia; Primates; Galagidae
Gene: CDKL1
Product: cyclin dependent kinase like 1
Exons: 9
Coding region: 30-1175 (381 amino acids)
Biological process (GO): protein phosphorylation
Cellular component (GO): nucleus
Molecular function (GO): cyclin-dependent protein serine/threonine kinase activity; ATP binding
Source: RefSeq, a predicted model, not a curated record